GGGUGCAAUCAUAGCCGACGGCGCACGCACACAAGUUCGAGGAGUAUCUCUGACGUGUCCCAAAAGGACGGAACCACUUCUGCGACUCACGUUCGGUCUCGAUCUACGUUCUCAAAUUGAAAAGAGCUAGUGAUCGGUGAAAACCCGUGCAAGCGCGAGACUCGACACAAUCCACGAGAAGGGCCGACACCUCCACGAUGGCGACCACUCUGAGGAAUUUCCUCAAUACCUGCGGGAACAGCCUGGAUGCACCACUGAGGCAGCACCUGAAGAACGUUUAUGCCUGCCUCGCCAUGUCCACCUUGACCUUUGCGGCAGGAGCUUAUGUUCAUCUGUACACGGAAAUUCUCAAGGGAGGACUGCUGAUGAGCCUCGGAGCCUUGGGGCUCCUCAUCGCGCUGUUCGGCACUCAAGAUGACGGGAAGAAUCGGAUGCGUAGGCUCUCCUACCUCCUAGGAUUUUCUUUCCUCUCCGGUCUGGGAAUGGGCCCCACGCUCGAGGUAGUCAUGAGCAUCGAUCCCAGCAUAGUGAUGACGGCAGUGUUGGGCACGGCUGUCAUCUUCGUGUCGUUCAGCCUCUCCGCGCUUUUUGCAAAACGUGGUCAGUGGCUCUACCUGGGUGGUGCCCUGAUGGGCACGCUGAACUUCUUGCUCCUUCUGUCGAUCCUCAACUUCUUCUUCCGUUCGAGCCUGAUCUACCAGGCACAUCUGUACCUGGGCUUCUUCCUGAUGUGCGGGUUCAUAAUCUACGACACGCAGCUCAUCGUCGAGAAACACGCGAUGGGCAGCACGGACUUUAUUCUCCACUCGUUGGAUCUCUUCGCCGAUUUCGUAGGCGUGUUCCGCCACCUGCUCGUCAUUCUCACCCAGAAGACGCAGCAGAACAACCGCAAGGAGUAAACUCGACGAGCGGUCAACGGCGGCGUUCUUUCACGGCAUUCAAUUAUAAAAAAAAAUCCAUAAACUAAAGGUCUUCAUCCGAUCCUAUCCAUGCGUAGUUAAAACGGCGCGUUCGCUGGCAAAAGGGAGAGGAAGGCGAGCACAUCACCGACUCGGAAGGAGGGACGUCGGGCGUCCCACGGAAGAGCGGUGUACUUAUCUCUGGUAAACGGGAAUCGGAGGGGUUAGGACGUAAAUUCUCUUCCUCGCGUCUCCGGGCAGGCGCGCCCAUGGAGAACACUCAUCGGAACCAUAAAAAUCCACUGUACUUGUAUUUUUAUUCGUCAAUAAACGGAGCUCUCCAGUUAA
Molecule: messenger RNA, 1247 nt
Organism: Orussus abietinus
Lineage: Eukaryota; Metazoa; Arthropoda; Insecta; Hymenoptera; Orussidae
Gene: BI-1
Product: probable Bax inhibitor 1
Exons: 4
Coding region: 198-899 (233 amino acids)
Biological process (GO): cellular response to unfolded protein; negative regulation of apoptotic signaling pathway; negative regulation of endoribonuclease activity
Cellular component (GO): mitochondrial membrane
Molecular function (GO): enzyme binding
Source: RefSeq, a predicted model, not a curated record